GCAGACAGUUGGCGACUUCUGUGCACUGUGCGCUUCAGCAUCUGCUUACCCCACUCUGUCAUUUUUCAUGUUGCUGUUGUUCCCAGUUGCUUCCACUUUGUUAUAAUACCACUAACAGUUGACUGUGAAAUAUUUAGUAGCAAGGAAAUUUCACGGAUGGACUUAUUGCACGGUUGGCAACCUAUCAUGCUACCAUGCUUGAAUUCACUGAGCUCCUGAGAGCGACCCAUUCUUUCACAAAUGUUUGCAGUAGCAGUCUGCAUGCCUAGGCACUUGAUUUUUGUACACCUGUGGCCAUGGAAGUGAUUGGAACACUUGAAUACAAUAAUUUGGAGGGGCGUCCCAAUACUUUUGGCAAUAUAGUGUAUAUUUAAAUACAUUCCUCAAUAGUC
Staurois parvus is the source of this 392-nucleotide messenger RNA. Lineage: Eukaryota; Metazoa; Chordata; Amphibia; Anura; Ranidae. The record is from the annotation of a GenBank genome assembly.